Molecule: messenger RNA, 1037 nt
Organism: Rhagoletis pomonella (apple maggot)
Lineage: Eukaryota; Metazoa; Arthropoda; Insecta; Diptera; Tephritidae
Exons: 2
Coding region: 1-666 (221 amino acids)
Source: RefSeq, a predicted model, not a curated record
AUGCACGAGGGAUUACGCAAUCGCAGCCAGAACGAAGUCAUACCCUACAAUGAUUGCCUCUACAAGAAUCACUAUCUAUACAAGUACAUCGCGUUGCUGGACAUCGACGAGGUCAUCAUGCCGAAGGGCAACUUUGUGCUCUGGUCGGAGCUGAUGGAGAAGGUGGUUCCCGAGUCGCUGCAAAUCAAACCGGAGGGCUACAACAGCUACAAUUUUCGGAACGUCUACCUCCUCGAUGACCAACAGCACGAGCAUGGCUGGCACAAGGACAUACCCAUGGCUGGCAUGCAUAUGCUGCAGCACGUGCACCGCGCCAAAAACUACACCAAGCCCAACCAGUACGUCAAAUGUUUCCAUGUCCCAGAGCGCGUGCUCACGCUGCACAAUCACUUUCCGCUCGCCUGCCUCGGUGGUGUCUGCAAAUCCUACCCGGUAAAUACGACCGAUGCGCAGCUGCAGCACUAUCGCGCCGAUUGCGUGAAUACGUUGAAGAAAAGCUGUGAGGAGUACCGCGAGAACUCGGUCGAAGACAAGACGAUCUGGAAGUACAAGGACGAGCUGAUACGACGCACUUUCCGCACGCUCGACACGCUGGGCUUCUUUAAGCGGCCGCUCGGCUACAGCAACGGCGGCAUUGGCUCGACGACGCAUGCCAGUGAGCGGUGAUUUCUGGGCAGUUGGUGGGCGGGCGACAGCAAUAGCUGGUUGGAAGGCGGCGGUAGUGGUAGUGGCGCGGGCUAUGCGGCAGAUUAUUACGAGCGCGAGCGCUGGCGAGAGACGGCAGUGGGCAGCAAUGAGUUUUCCUGAUAAUUCUGAGCGGAAUUUUGAAGCGAACGACAGGUAAACUAUGAAUGACAUGAACUCGUUUACUAUUUUUUUUCGUGUUCGUGAGCGUGCUUGAACAAGUUUUUAGCGCAAAAGCCUCCCGCAACUGCGCGAGCGAGCGAAACUCCACUACGAAAACGAUUUUCCCCUCAACUAGUUUCAAGGCAUCAGCCUCUAAACCCUCGACCUACAAAGCAGCCUAUUAUAAAAUA